CCUGCUUACAUUUUCUUGAAGGCAAUCCAUGGACGGAUUGCUUCCAACUACAACUCCUAUAAAUCCUAGCGCUGUUACAAUAUCCGGAACAGCAAGCGCAGAGGCCCUCUGUACUUGUAGUUUCAAGGACCGGAAGCCUAGUAGAGGAAAAGGGGGAUUUUCCGCCAUCACCGAGACUACAAGCCCCAGCAUGCUUUGGGUAACCCGGGGCGGUAAUGGCGGCGGUAGCGCCUGCGCAUUGCGGUCUCCGUGCGGACCGCGCAGAGUGAAUAAUAAAGCUCUCCUCCUCGGUGGUAGCGGGCGGCGGAGGAGGGAGCGGAGGGCAGGAGCAUGUCGAAGGGCCCGGUAGGGACCGGGCCUCCUGCGACCGGGCCGGUGGUGGCCGCCAGCGCGCUCCAAGCGCAGCCCGAGAAGCCGCAGCACUACACAUACCUGAAGGAAUUCCGCACAGAGCAGUGUCCCCUGUUUGUGCAGCACAAAUGUACUCAGCAUAGGCCCUACACAUGCUUCCACUGGCACUUUGUUAACCAGCGUCGUCGCCGAUCUAUCCGCCGUCGGGAUGGCACCUUUAACUAUAGCCCUGACAUUUACUGCACCAAAUAUGAUGAGACCACAGGGAUCUGCCCUGAAGGAGAUGAGUGUCCAUUCCUGCAUAGAACUACUGGUGAUACAGAACGGAGAUACCAUCUACGCUACUAUAAAACUGGAAUCUGCAUCCAUGAGACUGAUUCAAAAGGAAAUUGCACCAAGAAUGGCCUUCAUUGUGCUUUUGCUCAUGGACCACAUGACCUACGUUCUCCAGUUUAUGAUAUCAGGGAGCUUCAGGCCAUGGAAGCUUUGCAGAAUGGUCAGACCACAUCAGAAAGUGGCAUAGAAGGUCAGUCUGCAGUUGCUGCUAGCCAUGCUAUGAUAGAGAAAAUACUCAGUGAAGAGCCAAGGUGGCAAGACACAACGUAUGUUUUGGGAAACUACAAAACAGAACAGUGUAAGAAGCCCCCACGCCUCUGUCGCCAAGGUUAUGCCUGCCCUUAUUAUCAUAAUAGCAAAGAUAGAAGAAGGAGUCCUAGAAAACACAAAUACAGAUCCUCCCCAUGCCCUAGCGUGAAACAUGGAGAUGAGUGGGGAGAUCCUAGUAAGUGUGACAAUGGAGAUGCAUGCCAGUACUGUCAUACCCGUACAGAGCAACAGUUUCACCCAGAGAUCUACAAAUCCACAAAAUGUAACGAUAUGCAGCAAUCUGGCAGCUGUCCCAGGGGACCCUUCUGUGCCUUCGCACAUGUAGAACAACCUCCACUUAGUGAAGAUUUACAGCCAACGUCGGCUGUCUCUAGCCCAACGCAAGCUGGCCCUGUAAUGUACAUGCCCUCAGCAGCAGGCGAUUCUGUUCCUGUCAGCCCUUCUAGUCCACAAGCCCCAGACCUUAGCAAUGUAUGGAAUAAACCAGGAACGCUACCAACUAGCCCUACUUCUGCUACAAUCCUCUGUAGAAAUAGCAGUCUUGGAAGCCCAUCUAAUUUAUGUGGAUCCCCUCCUGGUGCAAUUGGAAAACCCCAUAGUUUGGAAAGCAUUGGUUUCCCCACAGAUUCAGUAACUAGUGCAAGUAGCUAUAAAAAGGCACCCGGAUUUGAACGGGAAGACCUGGUUGGAGCAGAGUAUCUAAAAAAUUUCAAAUGCCAGCAGGCAAAAAUCAAAUCCCAUUCCAUGGAACAUAGAACCCAAGAACAACCUCUGUUACAACCCAAGCAGGAUAUAUUAGGGAUUCUUCCAGUUGGCAGCCCACUGACAUCUAGCAUCUCCUCUAGCAUUACUUCUAGUUUGGCAGCAACACCACCAAGCCCAGCAGGCACCAGCAGUGUACCAGGCAUGAAUGCCAAUGCCCUUCCUUUCUACCCAACUAGUGACACUGUGGAGUCCGUGAUAGAGUCUGCCUUGGAUGACCUGGACCUGAACGAAUUCGGAGUGGCUGCCCUGGAGAAGACAUUUGACAGCAGCUCGGUGCCCCACACGAGUGGCAUCAUGAUAGGUGGGAGUUUGCUGCAAAGUUCUGCUCCUGUAAAUAUCCCUGGGUCCCUUGGAAGUUCUGCCUCCUUUCACUCUGCCUCUCCUUCUCCACCGGUCAGCUUAUCAUCGCAUUUCCUCCAUCAGUCCCAGGGACACUUAAGCCAAUCAGAAAAUACUUUCCUGGGGACAUCAGCUUCUCAUGGAUCAUUAGGUUUAAAUGGAAUGAACAGCAGCAUAUGGGAGCAUUUUGCUUCAGGAAGUUUUUCACCCAGUACUUCACCUGCAUUUCUGUCAGGUCCAGGUGCUGCUGAACUGGCCAGGUUGCGGCAAGAAUUAGACGAAGCUAACAGCACGAUAAAACAGUGGGAAGAUUCUUGGAAACAAGCCAAACAGGCCUGUGAUGCAUGGAAAAAAGAAGCAGAGGAAGCUAAUGAUCGUGCAAGUACAGCAACCCUAGAAUGUGAGUUAGCCCGGGAACAGAGAGAAACCUUGGAACUGCAAGUCAAGAAACUCCAGGAAGAAAUCGAGCGGAUCCAUACUGGCCAGGACCCCCAGUUCCUGCGCUCAUUCUCUGAUUUAGAAAAUCUCUCCUUGUCCACACUCUAUAAUCUCCAAAAACAGUUGCGUGCCAAUUUAGAAAGAGUUGAUAAGGCAGUGUUUCAGUUGCAGUCGGUGAAAUGCCUCAAGUGCCAGGAAGAGAACCGGGUGGUACUACCGUGCCAACACACUGUGCUGUGUGAAACAUGUGCCGAGGAGGGUGAAUGUCCCAUCUGCCAUCCCAACAGGCCACAUGCUCUCCAGUCGUGACUGUACUAGGACAUUUGUUUAGCAUAUCACAUAGAAUUUUUAAACUUUUUCAGACAUAUAUAUUAUAUAUAUAUAUAUAUACAUAUAUAUAUAUACAUAUAUAUGUCUAUAUAUAUAUAUAUAUCUGUGUGUGAAUGUGUGUGUAUAUAUGUACGUAUGCACACACACACAUAAAAACAAAAUAUUAGUUGCAGAGCACUUUUUUAAUACUUUGCAUCUCCCAUUUAAAGGAUCCCUGCUCCCAACCCAUGCAGUCCCAUUAAUUCUAACACAUUAGGGACUUUUAGAGCAGUUUUUUAAAUAUAGAUCAAAGGGCCAUUUGCAAAAUCUGUUUCUCCUCCCUCCCUUUUUUAAUUAGGAAGUAAUCUUUUUUUAGCCUUUUCUGGAGAGAUAUUUAGAGGGAGGAUGAAGAGAGUUUGCAAGUGAUUUCCAAGCUAAGGAUUGGGUUUUGGGGGAAGAGAAAAGAUAGAAAUAAAUUUUCAAUUCAUUUCCUUCUUUCAUACUAUAGUAUUUAGCAUUUUUAUUUGUAUCACAACCAUUACAGGUGUGCAAAGCCUUUGAAGCAACUCUUUUGCAAUGCACAAAAAGGCAAGACAUCUUUCUUUAAAUUGCUAAAGCAGCUGUAUCUUUUGCAAUGUUCACUCCAGGAAUGGCUUUCAAGGCUGCUGGGUAAAUCUUGCAAAAGGAUAAUUUGUUUUAACAAUUAGAAAGAGUGAUGCUUUCUUCAUGCUGUGUGCUUUCUGAAACACUUCUUUCACAGGCUUUAUGCAGCCAUAAUAAUCUUACCCUUACCCGUGCUGGUCAGUAAUCCCUGCUUAUGAGCCUCAAUGAUUCAGCAUUCUUGUGGCCUCCAGUAUUGUGAAAGUUUCUUGACUUGUCUCUUGGAAAACCAAAAGUUCCUUUUUUGAAAAUCAUUUUGCAUACUUCUUUAAUUCUGUCCAAGGAAUAAAAACACAAAACACACUGUAGAGGUGAGGCCAAUGUUAACAUACUUUUUUUCAUCAGCAUUACUCUGCAGUAAGACUUUGAGAAACUUCAGUAGCACUUUUGAGUGGGACCUUGUAAAGAAAAAGUUUAGAUUUGUAAUCUGCAUUAUCAUGGAAAUGGAGAAGAGUUUCAGAAUCAGGCUUUGAUAAUGGAGCCACUUAGAGUCUUUUUGGUCUGUCUAAGAGAACUUUAUAACUCAUCAAACAAAUUACAAUCCAUUAAAUUUCCUAGAUUUUUAUCUCCCUGCAGAAAUUGAGCAUUUUAGUUUAAAAAAAAAACAGAUUACAGAUGGCAAUACAUAGUGGGCUAUGCUUGGCUGAGUAAUCUAACUUGUUUAGUAUUGAAUACUUGGUAUUUCUUGCCAGUAGGAAGAAACAAAUCAACACAUUUCCUUUAUUAUUCUUAUCUAUGAAUGGUGCUGUCACAAGCGUUGUAGCUAAAAGCAACCAAUGGCCCUUUGUGCAUUCAGAAAUGGGGAAGAUGCAGAUUUGCAGCACAAAAUCACCUUUCCUGAACUGUGCAGCACUUCAUAUUGUUAACUUAGGAUAAGUGGUCACCAACACAAACAUGGGCAGAAUGCCGUAGAGAAGAUGUAUUUUUAUCUGCCUGUCAUAAGGCAAAGUGAUUUCUUUUCCUAUCUUUAUCCACAUUUAAUACAAGAAAACGUCUGAUAAGGUUUACAUAGCAUAGCUGAUGACUUUUGUUAGAGUUGCAAACUGAACGAAACUUGGAUUCCCUAAACUAGUAAUUUCUGCUAAAAUACAGAAUUAUGGUAAAAUACAGAAAAAAGACAGUUUUGCAAACACUUAGAAGCCCUUGUAUGAAUUUGGUCGCAGGAUGUAACUUCUCAAAAUGUUUCACACUGAACAUAAAUAGCUAGAAGUGGUGAAUGUAACAGUGCAGAAUGAAAAUUGAUGAAGAAUGUGAGAUGUCACAAUAUCCUCCUUUGAGAUUAGUUAGCUGUUUAGGAAUUAAAGCUCUUAAUCCACUUUCUUAUGAUAGAAUUAUCAUGAAUAUCACAAGGGCCACAUUUCACCACAUGUAAGAGAAAGAGAAGGGAAAGUUAUGCUCAGAAACCACACUGCUUCAGUUCCAAAAUACAUUCCUUUUUCCUUAUUACUAGGAAAUUUUCUCAUUUCCUUGAAAUUUCUAAGCUUUCCUUGAGCAUCUACAUUAGGUGUUCUUCAGGGAUCAAUUAUGUUAAUCCCAUGUUUCACUAGUCACCUUCUUGUGACCAUUCUCUUGGGGAUGGGAAUAUUUUUUGAGCCUACACAGGAUACACCCUGUGUUUGGAGAAUCCAAAGAAUGAUUCUAAAGAGGAGAGGAGAGAAGCAUUUACUCCUGCACUUCUAUUUUGGCAUUUAUACCGCCAAUAAGAAAUGUUUUCCUUCCUGCUGCUCUGCUUUUCUUCACAAAGUAUCUCUUAAUUUUUACCCUUAGUUUAGCAUCACCAUUAACUCCCCUGGUAAGUACAAAUUCUCUUUCUGGCUGGGUACCUGCCAGCAGACAACUUCAAUGAAGACAGUGUAUAUCAUCGCCAAAUGACUAAAAUGUCUGAAUCUCUAAGCAUGUUCCUUGUCGUGGACUUAUUAGACAAAUACCUAAAUCAGACAAUAUGGGCAAUCUUUUGUCCUGGAUUGAAAUAACCACUCUUAUUAUCCACUUUCUGGAUGCAGUGCACCCGGUCCAGGGGAAUACAUAAGUUUGGCUUGUUUAAAACAGAUGGACAGUAACUAACUGUCAUGAGUAAGUGUCUUGAGACCCAGGCAACAAUCAGCUGGGUUUGCAGGAAUAGCCAUUUAUUUCUCAUGCUUUUGUGGGCCAGCUUGAGUUAAAUGUCCAGGCUCUAAGCAGAUCUUAUUAAAAAUCGGAUUUAAAAAAAUGCGGAGUAAUUCUAAGCAUGUUUACACAGAACUUAGCCCAACUGAACUCACUAGAACUUGCUUCCUAGCCAAUGUGCUUCAGAGUGCAGCAUCAGCGAAUCACUUCCUUUGAGAAUCCAUGUGCACUCUCCCCAGAGUGUUUUACAAUGGAGUGUCAACUCACUGAUUAUGUUGAUAGUUUGAUUAUGUGUGUUAAGUUCUAAAAAAAUGAUAUUGGGGCCUAAAUCCAACUGACUUUCAAUGAAAUUUAUGGUUUUGAAUAUUUCAUUUUUAAAAUUUGUAUCCAGUGAAUGUGUUGUCCUACUGUCCCUGAGUGAUAGAGUUCUCACUACAGUUUGUUCUUACUCAGCGCAACAGCUUCCAGUCGAUGAAAAGCAACAGUCCACUCUAGAAGGACUCUAAUCUGCCACUUUGCACUGGGAGUUGUUUAAUGUGUAAAAGUGUAAUAUUUAGAAUUUACUCUCACUCCCUUGCUCACCAGUCUUGCUUUGUUUGCAGUAGUUGACCCUCUUUCCUAACCUAAAAAAGCACUGGAAACUCUGUCUUCAUAAGAGGGAUCCAGCCAUUCACCAUCAAGAUAGUUUUUCCAUGUGUAAUUCAAGUACAUCAUUAGAUUUGCUUCCAUAAUUCCACCCUUCUAUAUUUGGGGGGUUAAAUAUGCAUUCCCAGAUAAUCUCAAAGUGCAGCUCUGGUUAGGUUUUUUUUAAUUAACUUUUAUGUUUGAUAAAACUGCUUUUUUCAAUGUGUAUGUUGUACUAGUAUCUGUUUUCUUCCAUUUUUUUUUUUAAAAAAACACUUAAUUGGCUUUUUUAUGUAUGGAGAGACACUGCUGGCUGACUCUUGUAGCUGUGUUGUUUUUGGUUAUAGCCUUUGAAUGUCUGUGCCAUGAGGCAUCCCUGGUCUCCGUGAUCAGGAAACAUGCUUCAGUCUUAAAGAAAGCUUGUUUGUUUAAAAUAUGUGAACAUUUUUU
Notechis scutatus (mainland tiger snake) is the source of this 6648-nucleotide messenger RNA. RefSeq names its product unk zinc finger (gene UNK). Gene Ontology annotation, biological process: cell morphogenesis involved in neuron differentiation. Lineage: Eukaryota; Metazoa; Chordata; Lepidosauria; Squamata; Elapidae. The record is from RefSeq and is a predicted model, not a curated record. Gene Ontology annotation, molecular function: mRNA CDS binding; metal ion binding.